Molecule: messenger RNA, 4011 nt
Organism: Mizuhopecten yessoensis (Yesso scallop)
Lineage: Eukaryota; Metazoa; Mollusca; Bivalvia; Pectinida; Pectinidae
Product: autism susceptibility gene 2 protein-like
Exons: 16
Coding region: 189-3614 (1141 amino acids)
Source: RefSeq, a predicted model, not a curated record
UAUUGUAUGCUCCGCCAUUUCAAACACGGCGGCCUGUGUACGUAUCGAGCUCCGAGAUUUCAGUGGAUUCUACCUUCCGAAGGCUACAUUGUUCUCCAGGAUUACGUCUAGUUCGUGUUCAUUACCUACUGUGUGCAAUGCGGGUUUAAUAUUUGUGUAUCAGGUCCUGUGGAAUUGUGGAGAUUUCGAUGGAGACCGCGGUCGAGACCAAGAAACACCAGCGAUUCACGAAACGCCGGGAGAGGAAGACUACCGCGGACGGUAGUGGAGAUGAGAUGGACGACUCGCCGUCUCGGCCGAGCAAAGACAAACGCUCGAAGCCCAGACGUAAGAAACACAACAUGAUAUGCGAGGAAGAUAUUAUAGACGGAUUUGCUAUUAUAAGUUUCAAAACCUUCGAGGAUCUUGAGAAUGCUGUGAAGAACUCUAUUAACCUCAAUGACAAGACAGACUUGUGCAACUCACAGAAUAAAGAACGGGAUAAAGAGAAAAAUAAUCGUGUGAAGAAGAAACGAGAGAAAAAAUCACAGAAAAUCAGUCCACAUUCUCCAACAUUGCCAGGCAAACCUUACGAGGAUCCAUUGGGUAGUCCGCGGAGUGACCAGACAGUGGUACUUGACCACAACCUCAACGGUCCAAACCACACCUCACAGGACGUGCUUAGUGAUGCGAGCUCACAUUCCAGUUCAGGCAGAGGCUACUUGUGUGACAGCGAAAGCGGGGACGAUCGGGCUUCUGAUGCAAGCUCUGAUAUCUUCACCACAGUCAACACUGUAAACCGCAGUCGAGAAUGUAUAGUGACCAACAACACAAGUACACCUACAGUAUGCAGCAGCCCGUGCCCUGCGGGGAUCACGACGACCCCUUCCCUCAGUAGUCCUGCCACCACUGCAACCACCACUGCUGCGCCCACCACCACCAGUGCAUUAACAGUCUCGGCCACCACCACCUGUGGUACUAUCACCACUUCCUGUAGUCCCGUAUCCGUGGCGGCUCCCAUUACCACACCAUCUGUGAUAUCUAGUGGACCGCGAACAGCGCCACCUACAGCACCUCCCGCCAAACGCCCGACUCUUCCACCUUCAUCGCCAACAAGCUCGCAUCCUGCUCUGACAGCAUCUCGACCACCAAGCAGGACCGCACAAAUCCAUAACCGAGAGAACAGGAAGAGUAGUUCCCCUUUACCCCCUCCUCGGCCCCUUGCCAACAAGAGGGAGGAGCACCGCGAAAAAGACCCACAACUCCCCUCAAGUCUACCGUUUUCCAAGUCCAGGACAAGUGCCAACAGUUCUGGUCAUCACCGGUACAGCCCCCAAAUCUCGCCUAGUGCGAGUAUACCCCCUUACCCUUUACAUUCCACUCCUAACCACACGCCAACAUUUCCUCCCCACCACCCCCAACUGCCCCCUCAUCCCCCCUCCGCCCACACCCCCGGGCAUCCGCCCCACAGUAUGUUUGCACCCCCACUGCCGCCAGGACCAGCCGGGGCUUCUUUGACAUCAGGCUCAUUGAGCGGAGCAUCCGCAGUCAGUCUGUCAUCUCACUCACCAAGUGAUUCCAUGUCAUAUGCUAACCAGGAAAUUUUACGAGAAGAGCUGAAUCGUCGCUUCCUUGCCACACAGGAUCGUCCCGUACCCUCAAUAGGCGGGGCUCACCCCUUCAUCCGUUCAGACGUCCAUCAGCACCAACAUCAACAUAUGCAUCAACAUCAACACACCCACCAACACAUGUAUCCAAUACACAUCCCCGGGUCCUUGGGCCCACCUCCAGCCCCAUUGCUGUACGAGAAGGUGCCAAAGUUAGACUCCCCAUUUUACCGGCCCCAGAUCCCAGGCCUGCAAACCUACCCCACUGGGAUGUCGCCCCUAAUGCCUCCAGCUGGGCCAGGACCCCUCAACUCUGGACUUAACUCCGGGAUACCAGGGGCAUUCCAACCCAAGCGUGUAUCCUCAAGCCUCCACCCAGCCCAGAUGAUGCUAGCAUCUCUUCGAGACCGAGACAAGGCAAACCCAACCCCAGGGGGAGGUCUACCUGCCCAAAAAAAGUCAGGAAAGUGGUGUGCUGUCCACGUAAGGAUUGCGUGGGAAAUCUACCAACACCAACAAAGGCAGUCUGAUACCCAGAAAGGGCAAUCUGAAGGCAAAAAUGUGGAGCCACUGCGGCCCCCAAGUCAUCUACUUCUAGGCAGCAGUGUCCACAAAGGUCCAGAACUGGGCCCCACUCCCGGCUUAAUGGGACCAGGUGGCCCAAGAAGUAUACUGGAAAGUAGUGGACAUGCCGGUCUCAUAGGACAAAAUGCAAUAAACAUGACGCCGUUCCCUCGGCCGUCGGCCUACUCCGCUCUACCUGGCGGAUUUAGUGGGUUUGGUGGCCUCGGUAAGAAGUCUCUGUCACCCUUUCGGGCUCCAUUCAGCAGUGGGCGAGACGUACCUACUGUGCACGGCAUGACCCCUCCUCCUCACGAGUGGGGGAAUCGUCUUCACCGUACGCCCCCAUCGUUUCCCACCCCCUGGCCAAAACAGAUGGAGGAGCGAGAGAAAGAGGAAAGGGAACGGGAAAAGGAAAGAGACUUAGAGAGAGAACGGGAAAAGGAAAGAGAAAAGCGUGAUUACAUUGGCCUCGACAGGAGAAGAGAGGAUGACAGGGAAAGGGAGAGACGAAACAGUGAGAGACUACAGAUUAACUGUCUAACGGACAGAAGCCGUGACAGGGAUAAAAUCUUCCCAACAGAAUCGGUGCGACCAGCAAGGUCAAGAUCACGCUCAAGGUCACCUCUACAAAACGGACGUGUAGGUUCUGCAAAAUCUGACAGUAGUUUUGAACGUAGGUUUGAUGACCGAGGUGGUUUGAAAAUUAAGGAGGAAAGAAGGGAUGAGGAUAUGCUUCAUGGAGAAAGAGACAAGAUAAGGAAUGAGUAUAUGUUGGGACCGUCUAUGCCAAACCCCAAUAAUCCACUGGCCAUGUUUGAUCGUAGUCGUUUGUUCAUGGGUGCGUCCCCAUUCCUGGCAGCUGAUCGUGUGCCCUCACACCCUCUGUGGCAGUACGAAAAAAAUGCUAUGGAGUUCAACCAUCGCAUGCAGCUACAACAGGAGAUGGAGCGUGAGAGACUCAUUCAUCGUAUCCCUUCACAUGCCACGUCUCUACAGGAGAUGGAGCAGGAACGUAUGCGGAAGGAGGAACUUCUUUUCCAGGAUGAACGCUUCCGCCGGGACUACCUCUCAAGUAUGCCUAUGUAUGAGCGUGAACGGCUGGCAGCAUAUGAACAGCAAUCGCGGUUUUCUGGGUUACGGACAGCUGAACUAGGGGCAACUUCUCAUUUUAAUAGGACUCUGAGCCCAAUGGUGAACCAUGCUGGAGCACGGACUACUUUAAGCCCAAUGGUAAACCACAUCGGUGCCAGAACUAUGAGCCCAAUGGUAAAUCAUGUGGGUGUGAAGGGGAGUUCUCCAGCUUGUGCCCCUCCUCCCCUGAUCCCCUCCUCUAGUGCUGCCUCACAUAGUCACUCUAACUCCCCUGCUGUGGCCAAGGCUAAGGGUCACCAUGGUGAACCCGGCCUUGGGGACAAACGGGAUACUUACUCCAACUCCACAGACCCAGAAUCCCACAGUAGGUAGUGAGACGCGGCAGACAUAAGCGUACUUGUGAUUAUAGUUAUAUUAGGCAGCUCAGAUACAGGACAACAAGACUGGCUACAGGCCAGUGCCAAGAUUCUGGCUAGGAAUCAAAUACAUUUCAGACUUAGUGGUAGUCAAUGAAACAACCGGUUGAAAGUGCAAAUUGAGAGUUGGAAAACAGUGCUAAUAUAACCAAUAACAUAGAAAACCGUGCUGGAUGAUGAUUUAUGAUCGUGUAUCCUGCCGUACGAAAGGAGUUACUGCUCUGUGCAUAUUGAGAAAGUGAUAAAAUAUUUCAAAUGCUUGUUUGAUGUAUUUUGAUGGAAUUUCUCUAGUUUCCAUGGAUUAUGACAAGGAUACAUACAGAUAAUGCAGUGAAAUUUUGAAAUAUUAAAAA